Molecule: messenger RNA, 411 nt
Organism: Penicillium angulare
Lineage: Eukaryota; Fungi; Ascomycota; Eurotiomycetes; Eurotiales; Aspergillaceae
Product: import motor complex subunit PAM16
Exons: 2
Coding region: 1-411 (136 amino acids)
Biological process (GO): protein import into mitochondrial matrix
Cellular component (GO): TIM23 mitochondrial import inner membrane translocase complex
Source: RefSeq, a predicted model, not a curated record
AUGGCUCAUCGUAUUGUCUCCCAAGUCGUCGUUACCGGAGCCCGGGUCUUCGGCCGCGCCUUCGCCGAGGCCUACAAGCAAGCCCAGGCCGCUGGCAAACAUAACGCCGGCAAGAAAGGUAGCGGUGCCUUUUCUUCUUCCUCCGGAGUCACCCUCGAUGAGGCCUGCAAAAUCCUGAACAUCAAGCAGCCUACGGCCGCUGGUGAGGCCAACCUCGAGCAAGUCAUGGAACGAUUCAAGAAACUCUUCGACCUGAACGAUCCCCAGAAUGGCGGCAGUUUCUAUCUGCAGAGUAAGAUUCUGCGCGCGCGCCAACGGAUAGAGAUGGAAAUUCAACAGGCGGAGCGAAAGGCCGCCACCGAGCAGGAAUUGAGUGAAGGCUGGAAACCCAAGGUCUACAAGGACCGGUGA